AAAUCCAAACGAGCGUUUGUCUGACGUCGUUACGAAUUCUCUUUGUAAAUCAGUUGUUUGACUUGUGAAUCACCGAGUCUACGCAUCAAAACAAAAUGGCUUUGACUCGAUCUGUUGCAGCGCUCAAGCUUUCCCGCAAUGUACCCAUUAUGAGUCGUUUAGCUUAUUACAGCCAAGAUGGUGGAGCUGGUGCCAUUCGAGAAGCUGGUGGAACUUUCGGAAAGAAGGAAGCCGCUGAUGAGGAACGAUACUUCCGUAAAAUGCAAACUGAACAGCUGAAAACACUUAAAACUCACCUUGAUGAGGAGAUAACAUUUCAUCAGCAACGCAUGAAGGAACAUCAGGAUGCAAUUGACAUUCAUCAAAAGAGAAUCACAGAGUUGGAGCAGAAAAAGAAAGCCUAAUUGUUUGAUAUGCCUGAGUGUGGUGCAAGGAUAUCAAAAUUCUGGAAGGAUGUGUAGCCUUAAUGUAUAUCCUAAAAUACAAUUCUAGUUUAUGGUUGA
Molecule: messenger RNA, 503 nt
Organism: Daphnia pulicaria
Lineage: Eukaryota; Metazoa; Arthropoda; Branchiopoda; Diplostraca; Daphniidae
Product: ATPase inhibitor mai-2, mitochondrial-like
Exons: 3
Coding region: 96-404 (102 amino acids)
Biological process (GO): negative regulation of ATP-dependent activity
Cellular component (GO): mitochondrion
Molecular function (GO): ATPase inhibitor activity
Source: RefSeq, a predicted model, not a curated record